AUGGACAAGUUCGACACAAUUUAGGGAAAACUGUUCUAUACAGUAUAUUGUAUGCACAAAUCAAACGAGAUAACUCACUACCAGAGGGGCAGAAUUAAGGACAUGAUUGUUUAAUGGGAUCCUCAAAUUCAAGAACUCAUCAAAGAUCAGAACCGACUGAAACAGAACCUUCUCGAAAUAGCCUGCUCUUACUCAGAAAAUGGAGACUCUAAACAAACAAAAAUAACUCCUAGGAGUUUCAGUAGAUUAAAUAUAAGAAUUGGUCAAAGCAACUUCAAAUUAGCAAGUAAAUCUUAUAGUUCAUUAUCAUCGCCGUUGGAUUAAAGAAAACAGUUAUUAAUAUGA
Messenger RNA from Paramecium tetraurelia, 345 nucleotides. RefSeq lists its product as uncharacterized. NCBI's taxonomy places the organism in Eukaryota, Ciliophora, Oligohymenophorea, Peniculida, Parameciidae. The transcript has 2 exons. The record is from RefSeq and is a predicted model, not a curated record.